CCAGGGCACGAGUUGCACAACAAUUUCUUCAGCUUCAGGCACGACGUCCUCUCCAUUCCUCCUCUCUCCCUCCUCCUCCCUCUACUUGUAAAUAUUUAUCGCUCUCACAACGCCAAGGCCGAAAGAGGAACAAGAGGCAAACGCAAAAUAUAUUUCACUGCACACUCGCGCUCUUUGCAACGGUGUUCCAUGGGUGUGCUGUGAUGUCUGAGCACUAUGUUUGUGCUAACUUCCAUAAAGCAAAAAUAGAAGAACUAGUGUACAGAGAAUAUGGUCAAUACGCGAGUGGGAAGGACUAUACACAGAUCCUACAUUGGCCGACGGGUGGGAUGUUCGCAACCAGUCCUCGUCGCUUUGUUCCUCAUAUCUGGCUUUGUAUUCCUCUUCUUCCAGAUGGCAGGGAUGAUGCCCAAGAGGCCAGGACCUCCAUCCUUUGCUUGGGCUUCCAAUAUUUCAAGAAACAUCUCAGUUUAUGUGAGACCCAAUGAGACGACGGCGCUGAUGCAGCCUGAGAAUUUUUGUCGGGAGGAUCCCUUUUUGGUCUUUGUAGUACCCAGUGCCAUAAAUAACACCAAGCAGAGGGACACCAUAAGGAGAACUUGGGGACAGUGGGCUGGUUGUGGCCCUUCCCCACCAUCUUCCAUUGAAGAAGGAGUAGAGAGCAAAGGCCACACAAAAAAGAAGUCAGUCUUGGCCAAGAUGAUGGUUGCUCCACCUAAGACAUCGAAACUAGUCUUCCUCCUGGGAAAAUCCAAGGGAGACCAGCCCAUCAGUGAGGCCUUACAGGAAGAGAGCUUUAGGCAUGGAGACUUGGUCAUUGAGGACUUCAUCGACUCGUACACCAACCUUACCCUCAAGACAGUGUUCAUGCUGAAGUGGGUUCAUCGCAACUGUCCAACGGUAAAGUUUGUCAUGAAGGUAGAUGAUGACAUUUUUGUCAAUGUAGUUAACCUUCAGAAGACCCUCCUGAACCAAACUAUAACAAAGACACCCCUCUUGAUGGGGAGCCUCAUCUGCGGUGCAAAGCCCAUCCAUGACCAAUGGUCUAAAUGGUACACACCACAGUAUAUGUUUCCAGAGAAUAAAUAUCCCAACUACUUGUCUGGAACAGGCUAUGUGUACUCUGGGGACAUGGUGGGACGCUUGUUCAAGGCAGCCCUUGCUGCACCUUACUUCCACUUAGAGGAUGUCUUCCUCACAGGGCUGUGCGCACGAAGUAUUGGUGUUCGUCCUGUGGACAAUGUGGGCUUCAGUUACCAUCCUCGAGCUGUGAGCCCCUGUCUCUUCAAGGAGGUCAUAAUGGGUCAUGGUGUUGGCCCCUCAACAAUGGUCAAACUCUGGAACAUGCUGAAUGAACCAGCGACAGUUGCCAAAUGCCAUCCUAUCAAGAAAUCAAAGCUAAGAAGUUACAAUCCUAAGUGUUCAUGGAGAUAAAUGAGACUGUUUUAAUGCUGUGGUGCUGUUUGUUAUGGCAUUAAUAAUACUUUUCAAAAAGUACAGUGUGUGAGUUUGUGUUGUGACUAUAUUUUAUUUGUUCCAAUGAGUCGGCGUACAUUUGAACAUGUAUUAGUACUUAUGUAUAUAUGGUUGCAAGUGUGUGUGUGUGUGUAUGCAUGUUCUUUUUAGCAAGAUGAAUUGUAUUGGAUAUGAGAAGGAAGUUAGUUUUUUAUUCAUUUUUUCCAUCUUUUCUUAUUUGUCUAUGCUAUUAUAUUUUGGCUUGUUUUGAGACAGGAAAAAACUUUUUGUGAGCCGUAGAUUGCCAAUGUCACAACCUUCACUGUGAAGGGAGUGUCUACAAACUCAGUCCUUUUUACUGUGAUAUUAAUCAUCAGAAUUAAUGUUGUGUGAAAGGGGUGUGUAAGAAUAUCAGAUAUUUAUACAAUGGAAGGUCCUGCUGUUAAAACAGUGUUACAAGUCUUGCCAUCAAUCCCUCUCCUUGUAAUCAUACUCAUUUGUGCUGUCGAUUAAUCAGAUUACCUUUUAGGAGAUGUAGGUUUUAGUUUGGAUUUUAUGGUGAAUCUCACUAUCAUUAUUUUGGGGUAAAGUCUGUCAUUAAUGCAUUUUUUUCUUUCAAUUUAUGAGCUUAUAUUUAUCUCAUUAUGGUUCUUAUUUCUUUUCAUUAUAAUGUCCAAUCACACAAGCUUUACUUGUGCAAUUGACUGGAUGGGUGCCAUAAUUGCUCAGACAUGAAAUACAACAGGUAGAUGAUCAUUUUCCUUAGGCAAGAAUGACAGUCAGUACCAUCCAAAUUAUUUUUUUUUUUUUUGUGAAUACAUUUAAGGGAAAAUUAUUUAAUUUUCCCUGCAUGUUGAUGAUAAAUGCAUUGAUAACUGUAAAUGGGAUGACUGUAGGACUUCAUGAGAGUCUUUUUCUAAAUCAACCCAAAGCCACUGGAGAUACAUGCCGUGUGAGUUUAAUUUAUUAAUUGCUUGUACUCAUAGAUGGCUCCACAAGUCACCAAUGAGCCAAUUAUAAGUACUACCUAUCUCGCCUGUUUACCCCUUUCCUUGAUUUUCAAAAAUAUUUUCUUGUGUGUAAUAUUGCUGUUAGUAAUGUAAAUAACACUAUAAUAUUUAUAAUGUCUAUAAUAAAAACAGCAGCAUCAAUAUUGAUAGCUUUAGUAAAGAAUAACACUUUUUCUUGUAAACUCAAGGAAAGAUGAAAUCAGGUGAGGUCACAAGGUCUACUAAUUGACUCUUUUGUGGCUAAGCACUUGCAGAGCCAUCUGUGCAGAUACAUUUGUCAAAACAGCACUACAGUGAACACAACAGUUUUCCUGGAGGCUUUGGGUUAAGAACUUUACAAGUAAUGAUAAGUAGACUUGUUUCUAUAGAAUCUUAUAUGUCUCUCAUUAGGCAUAUAAAUUGCAACAUAUCAUUUAUUUAAUUAUUUAUUUUAUGUAGCUGCUGCAAAACUUGACAGAGUAAAGUUUUUUUUUGAGAUGGUGAUGCUAAUGACAAAAGCAUGUUGAAAUUGAGGACAACAGGAUGCCUACAAGUUUGCAUUGAUCGGACAUUGUUGCAGAGUGCAUUGUAUUAUUGAUAGUAAUUCCUUAGCUGUGGUGGAAAUCAUUUGUUGCUGAAGAUAGAAAUUUGAUAUUGAAACCUGGUUAGAGAGGGUGCAGUUUUUUUCUUUCUUUCUUCCAUUUCUUUAUAUUUAUAUAGGUAAAAGACGAAAAUUGCAAGCUUUGCAAUAAAAGAGAAAAGAAAAGAAAGAAGUUAAGAAAAAAAGUAUGUAAUUGUUAUUAUAAGGAAAAUAAGUGUCUGAAAAGGAAUUUUUGUUAUAAGGCUGUUGGAAUUAGAUUUUAAAUCAAGAUUUCUCAUUCUCUUUUUCAUGUUAUAUAGUAGGAGGGAUAUAUAGGCCUAUAUAAGCAUUUAUAUAUUUAUAUUUAAAGGUAAUGCAUUAACUAAGCAACAUAUAGGAGGAUUAGUAUUAACUGAUGUAAAUGCAACAUACAUCAUUUAAUGUUUUUUUUAUCCCUCAGUCAGUCAGUCAGUCAGUCAGUCAGUUGCACUACACAUUACUCCAUGUCUUAGCAUGCCAUUUGGCAUUUCCUUCAGAACUAUUUCUAAAUGGUAUUCUGGUGAUUUCAUGUUUUCAUUUUUUUUUGCACCAGCAGGGUAUCAGGUUAGUAAAUACUAGCAGUGUAUCAGGUUAGUAAAUACUAGCAGUUUGUGUCUCUUAUACAAUAUAGAUAUUUUGAAGAAUUAAAAGGUCACUUGGAAAAAAAUCUUGUGAGAAGAAAAGCUUUUGUCAGAGAAUGUUCCUUGUCUCUCAUUUAUAGACACCCUCAUUUAGGUUGAAAGCAUUACUAGUUGUUAAUGCUUUUAUUUUUUGAGGAUUUAUUAGACCAGAUUAUUUUAUUUGGGAGUGAUGUAGGGUAAACAAGAAUCAUGAUUUAUGCAUGAUUAUUGAUUUAUUUGGUAUUUAUGGAGUGACAUGAGUGUCUUCACCUUCAGAAAUGGAGUAAACGGGGAUACAUAACAGUCAGCCAUAAAUAGCAUUUUUAUUUGAACAAGUAUUUGUUUUGUUUCUUCUAUAUUCAGUGUGAAUUUAUAUAUGAUUAUCAUUUUACGAUUAUUUUAAAAUUUUUAUUACCACUAUUUUGUGAUGUCAAAGUAUUACAGAUACUGAAUAAUCAGUAGAAUUAAGGUUUGUUUUUGAUAUGGGAUUUGAAUGCCCUUUCUGCGUACAAACUGCCUUGUGUUUCUGAAUAGGUCUCUUUAUUAUGCAAAAACAAAAGAAAAAGUGAAAGAUUGUGCUUGAAGAAUGAUGUGUCACCUGCAGAUAUAAUUUAUAUAUGCUGUUUGGUUUGCAUGUAUAAUGAUAAUGAUGGUGUUUAUAUGCAUUGGCAUCUGUUUGCUGUGCCAUUUUUAUGAUGAAUAGCCAAAGUGUACCGUUACCUG
This is a messenger RNA of Penaeus chinensis, 4406 nucleotides long. Its product is annotated as beta-1,3-galactosyltransferase 5-like. The transcript has 4 exons. Gene Ontology annotation, molecular function: hexosyltransferase activity. Gene Ontology annotation, cellular component: membrane. NCBI's taxonomy places the organism in Eukaryota, Metazoa, Arthropoda, Malacostraca, Decapoda, Penaeidae. The record is from RefSeq and is a predicted model, not a curated record. The coding region runs from base 271 to 1434 and encodes 387 amino acids.